Messenger RNA from Phaedon cochleariae (mustard beetle), 1997 nucleotides. The record is from the annotation of a GenBank genome assembly. NCBI's taxonomy places the organism in Eukaryota, Metazoa, Arthropoda, Insecta, Coleoptera, Chrysomelidae.
UUUUGUAACUGUCUGUCAGUGCCAGUUCACUAAACGUCAUUUUAGACGAUUUUCCUUUUCGCUGCAAUAUCGAUCAAACUCCUAUUCAACUCUAAAUGGCUGAAUAUCCCACAAGACAGUGCGGUCCUUGUCCUCAUCUGGCCAAGUUCGGAAAAGUUGAAAAUAGGGAUUAUUUAUCUCAAAACACCACCCCUGAGCCCCAAAUAACCCUCCAAACCCCUCAAAAAGCGAACGAGUACAAUCUGGGGGUACCCACGACUAAUCUUCAGCCAAAUCUUGCAGUUUCUCCAAUAUCAAGGGUGAGAUUCGAUGAAAAUAAUAAUGGACAAAAAGAUGGUGGAAGGUUCAAAGGAGGAAUCCCUCCUUGUGCGGAACAAAAAUAUGCUGAGAAAGAUUGUUGCCUAACUAAGAAGAGUGAACCAGUUGUUGAAAGUAGUUUUUGUUGUGGAAGAGACCAGCCCCCAGCCUCCGCCAAGGGCAUCCUGAAACACCCCGAGGGUCGCUCACCCCCCACCAUGCACGCCACUGCCGGCCGUCAUCCCCCUGCCUCCAGAGACCCCUCCUCCGAACCCCCCGUACCCAACCCGUUGCGCCCUGUGGCCGAAGACAGAAGCAACCCGCCCUGCUAUCUACCCCAACCCCAAGACGCGCUACCUGUGCAGCUGGAAGAGAGCAUGGGCCCCAUGGGGCCUUGGGCCACCGGCAGGGUGGAUUGGGGGCCACUUUCUGGACUCACAGGCACCAGACCUGUCGUGGACAAGUACUCCAUAACACGGUACAGCGAAGGCGAUUGGCGCGCCCACAACAAAGACAUGCUGGCCAUGUCAGCUACGGAACAGCACAGAGCCAACCUGAUCGACUGGAACGGCAGGCAGUGUCUGGAGCAGACGCAAGCAGAUACAGACAAGAACCAGGAGGACAACACCAAGCGGUUGAACCAGCGCGAGCUGGAGAUUCUGCGGUGGAAGUGUGAGCUUGAGCGAGCGAUAGCAGCUGCCAGCGAAGAGAUCGGCUUCAUGGAGGAGCAGAGGAGGAGGUUGAAGCAGGCCAGUUCAGUCUUGACCGUGCCCGAGUCAAUAGCAGGUGAAUGUUUGGAUCGUAGGACAGGACGAAUGGACUCCGAAUUGGUCAGAGACGAUGUGGAAGAGGAACUGAUCAGAGAGGUGGCGCUGUGCUCAGAAAUACGAGAUAUUUUCUCGCGCACCCUCAAAGACGUAGAAAUGCAGCUGCUGGAAGAUAAAACCGCCAAACAGAGAUUGGAGUAUGACUGGAGCGAUAAGAAAGUCUCACAUGAAAUAGACUCCAUCAACAUGGCGUUGAACAACAAAUCGACCGUCCUACGCUUCAAGCCAGGUGCCGUGUGCUUCCCCGAAGAACAGUCGACUCCGGAAUUCUGGGAGCAUUUCACCAGAGAGACCCUGCUGGAAGGAGAAGCGACGAGACAGCGAUCGGUCACUCUGAGAGGCACCUUGGACGCCAUCUUGAACAACGCGGCUCGCGACCUGAGGACGCAGGCCGAUAAGGUCGAAAUGGCGCUAGCCAGAAGGAUAGCUUGCACUCAGGAAGUGACUGAUAGGUUGGAGAACGAGCUCAGGCAGGUGCUAAGGAGGUUGGCUGAUGUAGAAGACUUGAAAGACGACCUUCGCAACGCCCUUCGCCGCAUGGACAUCCCGAUGAAGAAAGCGCAGACGCGUCUGGAUAACCGUAUGCGCAGACCCAGAGUGGAGAACUGCAGAGACGUGCCACAUUUCGGCUUGGUGGAGGAGGUGAAGUCGAUCGGAGAAGCUGUGGCAGCGCUGCAAGCGCAGAUGAACCAAGCAGAAGACUCGCAAGCGAAGCUGAUGCAAGCUAGAAGUGACUUGGAGCGAGAGAUCAUGCUUAAGAGGAAGACUUUGGAAAUUGAUAACGAUCGGACCAAGAGGAUACGGUCGCAUUAUCCUUCAGCUACUGCACUGUCUGGAUAUUGAUUGAAAAUUCUUGAAUAAAAAUACUAUGUC